Molecule: messenger RNA, 564 nt
Organism: Racocetra persica
Lineage: Eukaryota; Fungi; Glomeromycota; Glomeromycetes; Diversisporales; Gigasporaceae
Source: the annotation of a GenBank genome assembly
GUUCACCAUAUCAUAAACGUAGCCAGUUACUCUGAUUUAAAAAGUUACGUCGAUAAUGAAAUAUUCAAAAAUAAGUACGAACUAUCAAAGCUUAUAAGUGAUAAAGUCAUCACUAGAUAUUAUCCUCUUCAUGAUAAGUCAAAAAAGAGCUUGGACAUAUCUUUUUAUGAUAAAUCAAAAGAGAAUUUGGACGAACCUUUUCAUGAUAAGUCAAAAGAGAAUUUUGACAAACCUCUCCAUGAUAAGUCAAAAGAGAACUUGAAUAAAGAUCUGACAGCAAAUACGAGAAUAUUUUGGAGAAAGUUGGCAUUGUAUUUUGCAUUUAUGAGUGGAUUUUAUACGAAUUGGUUGAUAAUUCCUUUCAUCGUUGGAGUGAUCAUGUUUAUUUAUGGAUUGAUUGAUGCUUUUAGUCGAGGAGCAGUGUCUUCAAAAGAUAUUGAUGGAAUUCCCUCUAUUGUUGAUAAUGCACUUACCGUUCCUUUUGCGUUAUUUAUAUCAUUGUGGUGCAUGGAAUUUACAAUUUGGGGCCAUGUUGUCAUACUCCUCUAUAUUCACAGUUUUUAA